AUGGACCCAUUGGAGGAAGAUCAUCUCGACAUCAAAGGAGACAUAAUAUCCGCCCUAGAGUUGAUUAAGUCGACAGGAUCAAUUCUGACGAGUGGCAAUCUUAACAGCGGAGUCAAUCCAGGCCUUUACGUUCCAAGUUCUGGGCUUAUUCGACUUCCUAUAUCGCCCGAGGAUGCGCAGUCAAUGAUUCAGUCCUGCCAUAUGAGCCCUUACGGAAAGGGAACAGAGACCCUGGUAGAUGAAUCGGUACGGAAAUGUUGGCAACUCGCCUCAAAUGAAUUUUCUCUCCGGAAUCCUCUAUGGCGAGCGCAAAUGGGCGUGCUCGUCAGCCAAGCUGUUGCUGGUCUUGGUCUUAAAGCAGAUUCCCCGGAGGUCAAGGCGGAGCUAUACAAAUUACUUAUCUAUGAGGAGGGCGCAUUUUUCUUGCCGCAUCAAGAUUCUGAAAAGGCUGAUGGAAUGUUUGGCACGCUUGUUGUAUGCCUCCCGUCGAAACAUGAAGGAGGGAGUGUCAUCGCCUCUCAUAGGGACAAUCAUCUUAAGUUUCACACGGCGCCUAACUCCGAAUUUGGCUUUUCAUGGGCUGCUUGGUAUGCCGAUGUUACACAUGAAGUGAAGCCUGUUACAUCCGGAUAUAGGAUUGCCCUGGUUUACAACCUGAUCCAUCGCCCGUCAGCCGCUCUCCUCGGAUUUCAUGGCAGUAAGACGGAGAGACUUACUCAUCUAUUUGAACGUUGGGCCCGUGCCGCUGAAGAACCCAUGCAAUAUCUAGAUGGCUGGGAUGAUCGUUUCAACGAAGCCUGCCCUCCAGCUCUUGUCUAUAUACUCGAACAUCAGUAUACCAGUGCCGAGCUCAAUUGUGCUCGCCUUAAAGGUGUUGACCAAUCUCGUUUUGCAGAACUUCAGAAUGCAUGCAAAAGGACUGGGUUUGAUAUCUUCCUGGCUAACAUUGAGAAAGAAAACAUGGGUGGAGUUGAUGAUGGAUACUACGACUCCUACUAUGGCCGUGGACGUUAUGGUAGUGAUGAUAUUCACAGUAUUGUAGAUCUGAUUGAAUCUACCCUUAAACUGUCACGUGUAGUGAACACGAAAGGCAUUGUGGUCGGAAAAAACCUACCGUUCCCUGAGAAGAUGCUAAUUCAAGAGGAUGUUUUCAAUCGCGAUCCAGAUAAAGAGAACUUUCAAGGUUUUACAGGCAAUGAGGGGGCUACAGCGACUUACUUUUAUCAAGAGACGGGCGUAUUAGUUAUCCCAAAGAAAUUUCACUUCUUGUUUAUGCUCCAUCAGUCGAAACAUGGCCAAGGUGAUAUUAUACAACUCUUAGAAAACUGUCACCGUGUUAUAUCAGAACAACCAAAUGACAUGGCGGCCCGGCAAAAUCUGUUGCAAGUCUGUAGGGCGGUUAUUUCUGACAGGAUUUACAGCACAAGUUAUAACACACGGAAGGAAUACGCCAACAGGAUAAUGCAGAUUGCUUUUGAACUUGCGGACCCGGAAUUAUUUGGCCGGAGCAUGGCCUUGAUUGAUGGCGAAUUUUCGUCCUCUCAAAUCUCUCAGAUCGCCAAGACGAUUUCACAACAUGGCCUUCCUUCUAUUCGCUUAUCCCUGAACAAAAUAUUCCAGAGAGGAUAUUACCCGACUGACAAUACCUUGCUUUUUCAGCAAAUGGGUUUACUUUCCAACUUGCUCAAAGAAUAUCAGUUGCUUUGCAAGCAACAGAGUCAAGAGCCGUUGACCGAGGUAUUGGAGUGGCAGGACAUCACUUUUAAUACUAUGCUCUCUACCCGAUUCAGAGGCUCGGAAGCAGAUGGGCGUGAUCUGGCGAAUGCACUAAGUGAUUAUCCUAUAAAGGAAUCUCUCGCAAGAACCGUGGCCUUCCUGGAGACCAAACUGGAGAACACUGUUUUUAUUAUAUCGUUUAUUACUUCAGCAAAUGACCGCGCACGUACAGGGAACCUGGACAAGGAUGCGAUUGAGAAUGCUACAAGUUUACGCCCUGUUCAAACACCGUAUUCCUGGAGUUCUUACUGUGUUGAGCCGAUUACAGCGUCACGGAUUGCACCAGACGUGGUAAUAAAGCUAAUUAAGCUGGCCGAUGCCACAGACAACGAUAUCACUGGAAUAAUGGGCACCCUUACUGAGUAUUCUGUAAAUGUCAAGAGAAGUGAAAUGGAGAGUGCUUUUUAUCAAUUCUUAUUCCCUGUGGCAAAUGGCAUUUGCGAACACAUACGAACUACAAAACGUCCAUUUACCACCGGUGAACAGCACUUUAUUACAACUUUUUUGACAUCAUAUGUGAAUGGCUAUGUUAAUUAUGCCCCUUCACCACCAGCCGACUGGAAAGUCAAGACAACUAUCCAAUGUAUCUGUGCCGACUGUGACUCUCUGCGCAAAUUUAUAAAUGACCCGUGUAAGAAGGUAGAGGAAUUUCGGAUGGCGGAAAGGCGGAGGAAGCACUUGGAUCAGCAACUCCACAAAUCCUAUUUCAUGACGAUCACCCUUAAACAGGGCACACCAUAUAGCCUCCGAGUCGAGAAAACGCAAGCUAUGCUGGUUUCCAGUUUUCUAGCUUGGAUCACGCGGGCACAAGCUGCGCAAGCUGAGCUGAAACGGCUGUCUCAAAAUGGCCCCCUGAAAGAGAUCCUUGGGGAUAAAUAUGGCUCUAUCUUUCACCACAAAAACCUCCAAAUUCCCGAUGAUUUACCUGUAGUUCCCCCAGUUGGUGGUCUCACCGACCGGAAUGUUGGAAACACAGUUCGAAGCACCAUACCGAGUAAACGUCCCUUCGGGAGAUGA
This is a messenger RNA of Aspergillus tanneri, 2793 nucleotides long. Its product is annotated as 2OG-Fe(II) oxygenase. The transcript is spliced from 5 exons. Lineage: Eukaryota; Fungi; Ascomycota; Eurotiomycetes; Eurotiales; Aspergillaceae. Bases 1 to 2793 code for a protein of 930 amino acids. The record is from RefSeq and is a predicted model, not a curated record.